Nerophis lumbriciformis (worm pipefish) is the source of this 582-nucleotide messenger RNA. Lineage: Eukaryota; Metazoa; Chordata; Actinopteri; Syngnathiformes; Syngnathidae. The record is from RefSeq and is a predicted model, not a curated record.
AUGGCGGCCUCCGUGGCAGUACGCUCGAGCAUGGGGCUGACUUUCAGGCUUUCGCGAGUUUUACCAGACUGUAUUUUAUGUCCCUUGUCCAGGCUGAAGACGUACGCGUCUCAUUUACGGCGGAAGGACUCCGUGGACAGCUUUCGUACCAUCAAUAGAUACUUGCAGACGAGUAUAGGUUCGGACCCAAGUGAGGAAAGUAGCACUGACGAAGAGAACCAGGACCAAGUAGUCAAUGUGGUGUAUGUAGACCGGUCAGGCCAGAGGAUCCCAGUUAAAGCCAAAGUGGGAGACAAUAUUUUGUACUUGGCUCACAAGAAUGGAAUUGAGCUUGAAGGGGCGUGUGAGGCUUCGUUAGCCUGUUCAACAUGUCAUGUGUAUGUAAACAGAGAUUAUUUUGACAAACUUCCUGAGCCCCUUGAGAGGGAGGAUGACAUGCUGGACAUGGCGCCCAUGCUGCAGGAGAACUCCCGACUAGGGUGCCAGAUUAUCUUGACCCAAGAACUGGAGGGGAUGGAGGUGACUUUACCUAAAGUCACGAGGAACUUCUACGUGGACGGACAUGUUCCUAAACCUCAUUGA